AUGGCUUCCAUCAAGCUGAAUACUGGCCAUGCCAUGCCCCAAGUUGGCUUUGGUCUCUGGAAGGUGGACAAUGCUACCUGUGCGGAUACUGUGUAUAAUGCGAUCAAGGUUGGAUACCGGUUGUUUGAUGGUGCUUGUGAUUACGGUAACGAGAAGGAAGCUGGUGAGGGUGUUGCCCGAGCUAUCAAGGAGGGUCUCGUAAAGAGAGAGGAUUUGUUCAUUGUUUCCAAGCUCUGGAACUCCUUCCACGAGGGCGACAGGGUCGAACCAAUCUGCCGCAAGCAACUUGCCGACUGGGGCAUCGACUACUUCGACCUGUACAUCGUGCACUUCCCCGUCGCCCUCAAAUACGUCGACCCCUCCGUCCGCUACCCCCCCGGCUGGGCCGUCGACGGCAAAGACGACUACCAACUCUCCAAUGCCAGCAUCCAAGAGACCUGGACAGCCAUGGAAUCCGUCGCCGAGAAAGGCCUCGCCAAAUCCAUCGGCAUCUCCAACUUCCAAGGCUCCCUCAUCCUCGACCUCCUACGCUACGCCAAGAUCCGCCCUGCCACCCUCCAGAUCGAGCACCACCCCUACCUCGUGCAGCCUACUCUCCUCGCCCUUGCAAAGGAACAGGGUAUUGCUGUUACAGCGUACAGUUCGUUUGGGCCACAGUCGUUCAUUGAGCUGGAGUGGCAGAAGGCGAAGGAUACCCCGGUGCUGUUCGAGCAUCCUGUUGUGGUGAAGAUUGCGGAGAAGGUCGGCAAGACACCGGCGCAGGUGUUGCUGAGGUGGGCGACGCAGAGAGGGUUGGCGGUUAUUCCUAAGAGUAAUGAUCCCAAGAGGCUGCAGCAGAAUUUGGAGGUUACGGAGUUUGAUAUUGCGGAGGAGGAUAUUAAGGCUAUUUCGGGAUUGGAUAGGCAUUUGAGAUUUAACAACCCUACGGAUUAUCUCGGCACCCUCCACAUCUUCGCAUAG
This is a messenger RNA of Cadophora gregata, 960 nucleotides long. It is a transcript of the gene XYL1, whose product is annotated as NAD(P)H-dependent D-xylose reductase (XR). The record is from RefSeq and is a predicted model, not a curated record. Gene Ontology annotation, biological process: D-xylose catabolic process. Gene Ontology annotation, molecular function: D-xylose reductase (NADPH) activity. Gene Ontology annotation, cellular component: cytosol. Bases 1 to 960 code for a protein of 319 amino acids. The transcript is spliced from 4 exons. NCBI's taxonomy places the organism in Eukaryota, Fungi, Ascomycota, Leotiomycetes, Helotiales, Ploettnerulaceae.